AGCGGCCGUGCGCUUCCGGUGUGGAGGUGUUGAGUUCGUGUCUACGCAGGCAGUCGGCUCUGUUUGUUCUUUUUUUUUUUUUUUUUUUUUUUUUGAGAAAGAUACGUUGCGAAUUGCAACCUGGCAGUAUUCUCAUAACAGUAACUACAGCUAUACAGGUUUUACCGGGGCAAAAUGGUGGCAAAACAGAGAAUUCGUAUGGCCAACGAAAAACACAGCAAAAACAUCACGCAGAGGGGAAAUGUGGCAAAGACAACGAGGAACCCUCAGGAUGACAAAGUGUCUGUUGGUCCCUGGUUAUUGGCACUGUUCAUUUUUGUUGUCUGUGGUUCAGCCAUCUUCCAGAUCAUCCAGAGCAUCAGACUGGGCAUGUAAAAUGGACAGAGCAACCUUAUUUCCAUACUGUCCUGUGAAUUCCAGCCUCCACUCUACCGAUCCAACAGUUAUACCGCACCAGGCUUGGGAAUCUCCAGUAAUGAAGAGUUGAAAGAAUAUCAUUUCAUCUGUAUCGCCACAGCCAUCAUUCCUACCAGUGCCUUAAAAUACACAAUCGCCAUGCCAUUGUAAAUGUAACAUUCCAAUCUGGGACCUUGAUUAAAAAAACUUGUAAAUGUGUUUAUUUCUAUCUGUUUUAUAAAGUGUAUGUGCCAUGAUUAAUUUGUUUGGUGUACCUUGUAUGUGUUUUUUCUUUUUUUUUGUCGUCUGAUUCAAUUAUAAUUUCCUCCUUAUUUUAAAAGGAUGAUGUGUUUAGGGAAUAUGGUGUUUUUUACUGGCUGCUGCAAGACAACAUACAUAACCAUGAUACCUAGAGCUAAUAACUACAUUACUAUCUUAUACUUAAACUGUAUUGGCUAAGACUGUGUUUGCAGGGGUGGGGGGGGAAGAACCUGCAAAUACGGCAUAGCCAGGCACCAGAAAACAGCACGCAAGUGUGUGUGUGUGUGUGUAUCUCUCUCUCUAAUAAAUAAAUAUAUAUAUAUAUAUAUAUAUAUAUAUAUAUAUAUAUAUAUAUAUAUAUAUAUAUAGUUCAACCUGAUUGUAAGCUAUUUGUAUCUUGCCAUUCGUUUUAAUUCUGUGAAGUUUGCAUGUGUAUUAUCUCUAUUCCCUUGGUCAAAAGUAUUAAAAUGGUGAGGUGAGUGACUGCCAUUUAAACCCUGUGAAACAAAUAAAAAUGAGAAAUUGUAA
This is a messenger RNA of Polyodon spathula (Mississippi paddlefish), 1185 nucleotides long. RefSeq names its product stress-associated endoplasmic reticulum protein 1. Bases 175 to 375 code for a protein of 66 amino acids. Lineage: Eukaryota; Metazoa; Chordata; Actinopteri; Acipenseriformes; Polyodontidae. The record is from RefSeq and is a predicted model, not a curated record. The transcript is spliced from 3 exons. Gene Ontology annotation, biological process: endoplasmic reticulum unfolded protein response. Gene Ontology annotation, cellular component: endoplasmic reticulum.